Molecule: messenger RNA, 504 nt
Organism: Eufriesea mexicana
Lineage: Eukaryota; Metazoa; Arthropoda; Insecta; Hymenoptera; Apidae
Product: transmembrane protein 138
Exons: 4
Coding region: 1-504 (167 amino acids)
Cellular component (GO): cilium
Source: RefSeq, a predicted model, not a curated record
AUGAGUACAAUAAAUACAAAAAGAUAUCUAGUCACUAUAAUUAUACAAUAUUUAGUAUUACUUUUUGAUAUUUUUGUGAAUUCAUUUGCUACUUUCUCCCGACCAAAUGCAAUUAAUUUAUUAAUUCUUUAUGUGGCUCAAGAUAUUUGUCUUAUCAUGACUGUCACAAUUCUACUAGUUAACUUCUUUUCCACUUACAUUUUUCAGAUAGGAUUAAUACAAUUAUUAUAUACAAAAUUUCGUGUAACAUUAAUAUUGUGUAUCAUAUAUAUGAUAUUAAGUAUAAGUCUACAUAUAUGGGAUAUUAAAAUGCAUUGGGCAUCAUCUUUUAGAUGCUACUGGACUAAAGAUUUUCAUAUUCUUUACUCAUUACAUAGAGGAGUUAUGUUAAAGUUGCAGUUUUACACUAUUAUUUCUAUAAAAGGGCAUCUCUUAGAAUCGCAGAUCCAAGAUUCUAUGAAAGUUCAACAUGGAUUCAGAGUCAGUUUAGCCUUUCAUAAUUAA